UUCCCGCAUGUGUAUGUAAUCCUGUUGAAAAAAAGCUGAGUUCAGUGAUCGAUGUUACGUGUGUAACAAUCUCUAAGAUAAACAAAAACAAAAAAAUUAAUUAUUUAUUUAAAUAAAUAAAUGGCCUUAUUGUUUACAAGCAUGUGGGACUCGACAAUGUUCCUGAGCACACUGACACCUAAAUUUUACGUUGCACUAACUGGUACAUCAUCAUUAAUAUCCGGGUUGAUAUUAAUAUUUGAAUGGUGGUACUUUCGUAAAUAUGGGACAUCAUUUAUUGAACAAGUAUCUUUGAAUCACAUAUCACCUUGGAUUGGUGGUAAUGACAGUGGAUCUGAUAACAAUAAUCCAAAUAUAAAUAACACAAAUAAUUCGUCAAAUCAGCAGAGUGUACCAGAGUGUAAAGUAUGGCGUAAUCCGAUAAAUUUAUUCCGCGGUGCUGAGUAUCAACGUUUUUAUUGGGCGACAAAUAAAGAACCUUUAACAUAUUAUGACAUGAAUCUUUCAGCACAAGACCAUCAGACAUUUUUUACAUGCGAAGGCGACACCGGUAAAGCUGAGUACGAGAUCAUGCAAACAGCUUGGCGUGAACGUAAUCCCGUGGUGAGAAUAAAAGCUGCCCACAGUGCGCUUGAACAUAAUGCUGAAUGUGCGCCAGCUUAUAUUUUGCUUGCUGAAGAAGAAGCUACGACGAUACUUGAAGCUGAAAAAAUUUUAAAACAAGCUUUGAAAGUUGCUGAAAAUAAUUACAGAAAGUCACAAAAUACUCAGCAUCAGGGUGCUACUGCUGAAGCGAUACACAGAAGGGAUACCAAUGUAUUAAUUUACAUCAAAAGACGUCUAGCAAUGUGUGCUAGGAAACUCGGUAAAUUAAAAGAAGCUGUUAAAAUGUUUCGUGAUUUAACAAAAGAAGUACCUCCAAUAAUGAAUGUAUUAAAUAUACAUGAAAAUUUAAUAGAAGCACUGUUAGAGAUGCAGGCGUAUGCAGACGUACAAGCUGUUUUAGCUAAAUAUGACGACAUAAGUUUGCCUAAAUCAGCGACAAUAUGUUAUACAGCAGCUCUGCUAAAAGCAAGACUGGUUGCUGAUAAAUUUUCUCCGGACAUAGCCAGCAAACGUGGAUUAACAACUGCCGAGAUGUCUGCGGUAGAAGCUAUUCAUCGUGCUGUUGAAUUCAAUCCUCAUGUACCAAAGUAUCUAUUGGAAAUGAAACCGCUUAUUUUACCACCCGAACAUGUAUUAAAACGCGGCGAUUCCGAAGCUAUUGCAUACGCAUUUUUCCAUUUAUCGCACUGGAAGCAAAUGGAAGGUGCUUUGAAUCUUCUGCACUGCACGUGGGAAGGGACUUUUAGAAUGUUACCUUAUCCAUUGGAACGUGGACACCUUUUUUACCCGUACCCAACUUGCACCGAGUGUGCAGAUCGAGAGCUAUUACCCUCAUUUCACGACGUCAGUGUUUAUCCCAAGAAAGAGUUGCCCUUUUUCAUUUUGUUUACUGCUGGAUUGUGCUCGUUCACAGCUUUGCUGGCUCUGUUGACUCAUCAGUAUCCUGAUACCAUGGGUGUCGUCGCCAGAGCAAUGCUCGCUUGGCUCUCCCUACCUUUUUAUUACAUUCUUGAUAAACUAGAAGCUAUUUUACCCUCUAAUUUAUUACAACAAUUGUCAAGAAUAUAAAACAAACAAAAUCAUUAUUAUUAUUAAUUAAAAAUUAAUAAUUACUUUUGUUUCUUUUUUUUUUUUAAUUGAAUUCUAUUUAAUGUGAUAUUCGCAAAACAUUUAUUGUACUAUUUUUUAUUAAUUUUUUUAUCACGAGAAUCUCGUACAGACUUCCAAUACCCUGAGAACUGAUAUAUUAUUAAUUAAUUAUAAUUAUUAUCUUAUUUAUAUAGUGUAUCUUUUUGUUUAUUAGUGUAUAAUUAGUGUGA
Microplitis demolitor is the source of this 1925-nucleotide messenger RNA. RefSeq names its product protein ST7 homolog. Lineage: Eukaryota; Metazoa; Arthropoda; Insecta; Hymenoptera; Braconidae. Gene Ontology annotation, molecular function: protein binding. The record is from RefSeq and is a predicted model, not a curated record. The transcript is spliced from 2 exons. The coding region runs from base 121 to 1674 and encodes 517 amino acids.